Messenger RNA from Triticum turgidum subsp. durum (durum wheat), 1851 nucleotides. The record is from the annotation of a GenBank genome assembly. NCBI's taxonomy places the organism in Eukaryota, Viridiplantae, Streptophyta, Magnoliopsida, Poales, Poaceae.
AUGGCCGCUCCGCCGCCGGUGCUCACCCUGGCGGUGGAGAAGGGUCCGCGCAAGGGAGAGAUCUGCCAGUGCAGCGCUGGAUCCGUGCUCCGUGUCGGGCGCGUCAUCAAAGGCAACCACUUUGCCGUGCGCGAUAAGGGCGCGUCGCAGCAACAUCUCUCCAUCGAGUUCCUCCCGCCGCCCGCCGCCGGAUGGGUCGCCUCCGAUCUGGGAUCCUCCAACGGCUCCUUCCUCAACGAUGUGCCCCUCGAGCCCUUUGUUCCCACCCCGCUUUCCCAUGGGAACCUGAUCAAGAUCGGCGAGUCCACCGUGCUCGCCGUGUCCAUCCCCUCCAAUUCGGAUCUGAGCACCGCCACCGCUGCCGACCCCGGAACUAGGUGCUCCUCGCGCUAUGCGGCAGAGACGGCGGCGGUGGAGGAGGAGAAGCCCCCUGCGGCGACCCGCCGGGGCACACGGAAGAAGGCAGCGGUGGCGGCGAUCCCCGAGGUGGAGAAUGAAGUGCCGGACGCGGCGGUAGUGGUAGUGGAGGAGGAGAAGCCCCGCCGGGGCGGACGUAGGAAGGUGGCUGCAGUGGCUCCCCCUGAACAGACGGAAGAGGGGGAGAAGGAGGCCCCGGUGGGGAGGCGCCGUGGUGGACGGAAGAAGGCCGCGGAGCCCUCUGAACCGGAGAAGGGAGAGGAGAAGGAGGAGGCCCCGCUGGCGCCGCCUGUUGGCGGGCGGAAGAAGACCACAGCAGCUGCUGAGCCGGAGAAAGGAGACGAGGAGGAGGAAGAGGGGAAGAAGGAGGCCCCGAAGGGGAGGCGCCGUGGUGGACGGAAGAAGGCCGCGGAGCCCUCUGAACCGGAGAAGGAGGAGGCCCCGCUGGCGCCGCGUGCUGGCGGGCGGAAGAAGACCACAGCAGCUGCUGAGUCGGAGAAAGGAGAUGAGGAGGAGGAAGCCCUGCUGGUGACGCGGAAGGAGGAUACGGAGCCUCCUGAACUGGAGAAGGAAGACGAUGUGGAGGCCCAGAUGAUUACACGCCGUGGGAGGAAGAAGAAUGCUCCGACGGUCGCCCCUCCACCACAGCCUCUGAAGACGGGGUCCAGAGGGGGCCAGGGAAGGUUCACAAGAGCGGCUAGUACAAGGAAGGCCGUUCUAGAGGACGAGGAAGUGGAGGAAGAGGAGGAACAUGAGGUGGCUGCGCCUAGAGAUCAGCCUGGCAAUCUGUCGACUUCCACAGCGGUAAAGGAUGGUGAAGAGGAGGAGAAGGGGGAGGAAGAGAAGGGGGAUAAGGUGGCAGCUGACGAUGGAGAAAUCGAGGUGGCUGCAAAGGCAUUGGAGGAGGAAGUCCCCAAGGGGCCGGCUUCUGCUCAGUGUGCUGCUUCUGACAAUGAGGGUGAUGGGGAAAGGGGUGGCGGAGAAGAGGAAGAUGAUGGCAAUGGGGAUUUGCUUGGCAGUAGAGGAGAGGCUUCUGCUCAGUGUGCUGCUUCUGACAAUGAGGGUGAUUGGGAAAUGGGUGGCGGAGAAGAGGAAGAUGAUGGCAAUGGGGGUUUGCUUGGCAGUAGAGGAGAUGUAGGAGAUGGGGCAAAGGUGGAGGAAUGUGCUGUUAGAAGCAGUCUUGAGACCAUGACAUUGCAGGAGUGGUUCGACCGGAUGGAAAAGUACCUCCCAAGGAUGAUCAACGAGGCUGCGGAUCAGAUGAUCGCGGAGUUGGAGGAGAAACAAAAGCGAGUCCAUGAGUACAUUUCAACGCUCAAAAAUGAACUUAACGACACGAAAAUUUGUUGGCGUGGACGAGCUCGCCUGCUCGCGUUAUCUGCAGGCGUCGGUCCUCGUCGGGAUAUGGAACGCACGCCGUAUUCCAGCUCGUAG